AUGUUUGGACUUGAUGGUGAAGAGAAGUGGUACGCCAUCCUUUCACCUACACUGGAGGCCAACCUACAGCCAUGUUAAGGAAACCUGGCUGUAGAUAUAAAAGCCUACAAGAACCCAGAAGAGAAAAUAGUCUCUCCUCACAGCAGCAUCUACCCCAGGGAUGAUGUGGUUUUGGGGGUGGAGAACACUCUCAUCUGUCAUGUUACUGGAUUCAUCCCUCCACCUGUGAGAGUCAGAUGGACUAGGAACAAUCAGACUGUAACAGAGGGAGUACAUAUGAGCACCCCCUACCCCAACCAGGACUUCUCCCAUAAGCAGUCCCAUCUGACCUUCACUCCAGAGGACAGAGACAUCUAUAGCUGCACUGUGGUGCAUCAAGGCCUUUCUGAGCCUCAGACACGGAUUUGGAAGCCUAAGGUGACCCAGCCCAGUGUGGAUCCUGCUGUGUUCUGUGGAGUGGGUCUGACUGUGGGGCUGCUGGGAGUGGCUACCGGAACAUUCUUCCUCAUCAAAGGAAAUGAGAGACUGAGACUACAGCUUCAGAGCAUCAUGGUCAAAUCUGUAUAA
Messenger RNA from Esox lucius (northern pike), 567 nucleotides. Its product is annotated as H-2 class II histocompatibility antigen, A-K alpha chain-like. Gene Ontology annotation, molecular function: MHC class II protein complex binding. Gene Ontology annotation, biological process: immunoglobulin production involved in immunoglobulin-mediated immune response; positive regulation of T cell activation; antigen processing and presentation of exogenous peptide antigen via MHC class II. NCBI's taxonomy places the organism in Eukaryota, Metazoa, Chordata, Actinopteri, Esociformes, Esocidae. The record is from RefSeq and is a predicted model, not a curated record. Gene Ontology annotation, cellular component: MHC class II protein complex.